Molecule: messenger RNA, 1629 nt
Organism: Pyricularia grisea
Lineage: Eukaryota; Fungi; Ascomycota; Sordariomycetes; Magnaporthales; Pyriculariaceae
Exons: 2
Coding region: 1-1629 (542 amino acids)
Source: RefSeq, a predicted model, not a curated record
AUGGCGCCAGAGGAGCGGAAGCGACACAGAAGACCCAGUGCCGCUGAUGACACAAAUCUAGAUGAUGACAGCGAUGCACCUAAUAUCACGGCGGAAGAUCUGGUGAAUCUGACAUUUCAACAAGUUCCAAGUCUGGAGAACGACUCAACCCCCGAAAUCGAUCCCGGAUCUGAUUCAAAGAUUCGACAUGGCACAUUCAACAUUCACUGGGACCCUAGGCUGAGUUGUCGGGUGGUGGACUUUAUAGGAGACAUAGAAGUUCGUCGCGUGCGCCCAGCCAUCAGAUGUCCCUUCCACUCCACUCCAGUCCUAUCGCCGCAUCGUAUCGAUGUUGACCCUUCGGUGGGAGGACUGGCGAGUGCCAGCUGGUCCCGACUACCCAAGUCGGAUCAUGCAGAGGAAGCGACCCAUGAAUGUCUGGCGACAAUCUGUGGCGCGGUCAUUCCUCCACCCUCCCAUGUACCGGAUGCGUCUCAUGGGAACAUGCCAGAUCCACGGCGGCCCAACCAAAGCCGGGUAUCUGUAUAUCAGUAUACGCUGAACAAGGCCAAGGCGAAGACGAGCCUGCGCAACGACGACGGCGCCUUUGCCUUCAUCCCUCAGACUGGGCCCAUAACCCUCGACACCGAGCUGGGCCUGCUGGAGCUGCGCGUCGGCGACGUCGGCGUCGUGCCGGCCGGCAUACACUUGUCCAUUUCGCCGUCGAGAACCGCUGGGGCUGAGGUCCUCAGCGGGGGCUGCGCUGGGUACGUACUAGAGGUUGUCGGGGCCGCAUUCGAUCUGGCAGCCGACUCGGACUUUGCCGUUGCUUCGGGUCCGUGGUCUCACGAGGAAGGUCCUCACGAAGAUGACGGCAAGGAAUGGACGCAUUUCGUCAAGGACAGCAGCCCGCCCAAGCCGUGCAUGCUACCAUCUUACCUAACCACCUCGGGCGCCAUCCCGGCGUGGAUGCCGCCCAACCCCCCUCCAUCACAUAGCAAUGCCGGAAGGCCGUCGAAGGAGCAGCAGGAGGAAUGCGACGGUGAGAAAAGCAUACCCGCGACGAACAACAAAGUCAACCCGCUUCAGCAAUAUACUCUUGCCCACGGUCCCCUGGACGUCGUGGCCUGGGAGGUGGAGGGCUCGCAGUGUGCCGACCUUCCAUAUAAGGUGAGGAUGUCGGUGCCGGGGCCGGAUCAGCGGGAACCCUGGCCGGUUCUGCGAGCCGACCACGGCGACGGUCACGUCACCGAGCUGCGCAUGUUCAACGGCCGAGUGCAAACACCGCUUUGGGAUGCGCCCAACGCGGCGGCAGCGGUUGCUUCGUCCGGGACCAGUAUUGUCGCUGAUGGUGCUGCUGGCGGCGUUGGAGACGAAGAGCAGCCCCGCGACGGGCUCAACGUCGCAUAUGGUGUCAUCCGUGGCACCAAAGACGACGAGUCAUGGCAGGGUCUCCGCGCAGGUGACCUGGUCGUGCAGGCGCCGGGGGCCAGAGAUGGUGCCGCCGUCGUCUCUGAUUCGAUACCUCAUUCGGACCCUUCGCAGUGUCACGACUUGUUGGGGUUCUCAUUCACGUUCCCUGGCAAGCUUGGCUUUUCGGAGUGGGCUCUUACCGAGCACCCGGCCCGGAUCUCCUCGACGACGGCAUGA